This is a messenger RNA of Rosa rugosa (rugosa rose), 375 nucleotides long. Its product is annotated as histone H1-like. The record is from RefSeq and is a predicted model, not a curated record. The coding region runs from base 1 to 375 and encodes 124 amino acids. The transcript has 3 exons. NCBI's taxonomy places the organism in Eukaryota, Viridiplantae, Streptophyta, Magnoliopsida, Rosales, Rosaceae.
AUGGCAUCUGAGAAAGCAGAAGUUAGUGGUAUCAAGAUUGCUAAGGUUCAAAGGUCUCUCAAGUGUGGAAAAUGUGGUCAAUCCAAUACUCAGAGAAACAGACCCGCAACUAAGAAUGAGCUGAGGCAUAAGGAAAAGAUAAGGGCAGAAAAACUGAAGGCAGCAGCAGUAAAAGGAUCAAAUGCUUCAGGCAAGCCAAAAGGUAGACCUCCAAAGGCUUCAGCAACUUCUGCCCCAGCUCCAACAAAUGCUAAAGCUCCUCCUGCUACAACAAGGUCUAAACCUCCAGCCAAGCCAUCAUCAUCUUCUAAGCAAGCAGCUCCGAGUAGGUCAUCUAGCAGAAUCAGAGAUAAUGCAAAGGAUGGGAAAAAGUAG